AUGGUCUUCAAGGACAAGGACCCCAACGUCUGUUUCACCUCCGUGGCUGAGUUCGACACGCCAGUGCCACGCUUUGUCGUGGGCGGUCUGUCGAAGAACUUCAUGCUACCCGGGUGGCGUCUUGGUUGGGUGCUGCUCGUCGACGCCGCCGGGUGUGCAAAGGAUCUUCUCCGUGCGAUGCACAACAUAAGCAGCAUCGCGUUGGGGCCGAACCACGUGGUACAGGGGGCGCUGCCGGAUAUUCUUGCCAACGCGCCGGAUUCAUACUUCGCGAGGUGCACGGAAGAGCUGAGGGUGAAUGCGGUGGCGCUCGCGGAUGCGAUUCACACGUGCCCCGGUCUCUCGUGUGUGGCUCCGCAGGGGGCAAUGUUUAUCAUGGUCAAGAUUGAUUUAUCACUAUUCCGCGACAUCGGGAACGACGUGGAGUUUUACGAGAAAUUACACGAUGAGGAAAACGUACAGGUGGCGCCCGGAUCCUUCUUCCACAUGCCGAACUACUUCCGCAUCGUCGUGUAUCGACCGAAGAAUGUCACCGAUGAGGCCAUCAGGCGUAUCCGCGACUUCUGCGUUCGGCACCAGAAGACUUGA
Trypanosoma grayi is the source of this 588-nucleotide messenger RNA. RefSeq names its product tyrosine aminotransferase. Gene Ontology annotation, biological process: biosynthetic process. Bases 1 to 588 code for a protein of 195 amino acids. The record is from RefSeq and is a predicted model, not a curated record. Gene Ontology annotation, molecular function: pyridoxal phosphate binding. The transcript has a single exon. NCBI's taxonomy places the organism in Eukaryota, Euglenozoa, Kinetoplastea, Trypanosomatida, Trypanosomatidae.